This is a messenger RNA of Helianthus annuus (common sunflower), 829 nucleotides long. RefSeq names its product calmodulin-7. The record is from RefSeq and is a predicted model, not a curated record. Gene Ontology annotation, molecular function: calcium ion binding; enzyme regulator activity. Lineage: Eukaryota; Viridiplantae; Streptophyta; Magnoliopsida; Asterales; Asteraceae. Bases 107 to 556 code for a protein of 149 amino acids. The transcript has 2 exons.
GCCCAACUCCAAUCACCUCACCACACACUCUCCCUCUCUCUCACUUUCAUUUCAUUUCUUCUGUAACCAAACCCUUUCUUCUCCUUCUUCUUCUUCAACAACAACAAUGGCCGAUCAGCUCACAGAUGAUCAGAUCUCUGAAUUCAAGGAGGCUUUCAGCCUCUUCGACAAGGACGGCGAUGGUUGUAUCACCACCAAGGAACUUGGAACUGUGAUGAGAUCUCUUGGGCAAAACCCGACCGAAGCUGAGCUUCAAGAUAUGAUCAAUGAGGUGGAUGCUGAUGGGAACGGGACGAUUGAUUUCCCGGAGUUUCUUAACCUGAUGGCACGUAAGAUGAAGGACACUGAUUCUGAGGAAGAGCUCAAGGAAGCUUUCAGGGUGUUUGAUAAGGAUCAAAACGGUUUCAUUUCUGCGGCUGAGUUGCGUCAUGUCAUGACUAAUCUUGGUGAGAAGCUGACAGAUGAGGAAGUCGAUGAGAUGAUUCGCGAGGCUGAUGUGGACGGUGAUGGCCAGAUCAACUAUGAGGAGUUUGUUAAAGUCAUGAUGGCCAAGUAAGGAUCUUCAGUCUGGGAAUUGGAUUAAGUUAAAAAAAAAGAAGAUAAAUGUGUUUGCGGUUAUGAUUCAUUUUCCGGUGUUUUAGUGUCUGUUGGGUGCUUUCGGUUUCUCUUGUUUGCAUUUAUUUGUAGCGACGAAAUAUUAACUACUUGUUUUUCUGUAUUUUGUUGAGUAGCUUGCAUUAGUUUCUGGUUAUUUGUUAAAAAAAACCUAGAACAAGUUGGAGUCUUUUGUUUCUUAUUUUCUAUUAAUCUAAGUUGUUUUUCAUUAUUG